Betta splendens (Siamese fighting fish) is the source of this 1402-nucleotide messenger RNA. Its product is annotated as H-2 class II histocompatibility antigen, A-U alpha chain-like. Gene Ontology annotation, biological process: peptide antigen assembly with MHC class II protein complex; immunoglobulin production involved in immunoglobulin-mediated immune response; positive regulation of T cell activation. The transcript has 5 exons. Bases 31 to 705 code for a protein of 224 amino acids. The record is from RefSeq and is a predicted model, not a curated record. Gene Ontology annotation, cellular component: MHC class II protein complex. Gene Ontology annotation, molecular function: MHC class II protein complex binding. Lineage: Eukaryota; Metazoa; Chordata; Actinopteri; Anabantiformes; Osphronemidae.
CCUCAUUUGCAGUGUUUAUAGAGUUGAUCCAUGUCUAUACCUUCAGUGAUGACGAUUGGCAGCUCAGACAUGAAGCGCUCUGCUGUGAUUGUCCUGAUGCUCCACGCCUGCUGUGGCUUCUCACAAAUUUCCCACGAGCUUGUUUACUCCAUGGGCUGUUUCGUGAAUGGCACAACAGACGCACAGUUUAAAUUUGACAACGAGGAGAUUUAUUUUGUUGACUUCCAAAAUGAGAAGCUCAUAUACACUGUGCCCAUUUCUAUUGAUCCUGAUCCAUAUCCAAUUUGGGCAAAUUUAAAACUGGAGGAUUCUCUGGACAAUAAGAAAUUCUGUUUCUUUUUAACUAAUGAGGAGGCAAAGUAUGAAGAAAAUUCACCAGAAGAAAGAGAUCCUCCUGAGAUCAUGCUCUUUCUUUCUCAAGAACUUGAAUUAGGAUUGGAAAACAAGCUCAUCUGCUUUGUGAAUCAUUUCUACCCUCCGUCUGUCGACGUCCGCUGGACUAAAAACGGUCACCCAGUGUCUGAGGGGGUGUCACUCAGUAGAUAUUAUCUCAAUAAGGAUCAAACUUUCCACCAGUUCUCAACUCUGACAUUCACACCGAGCGAAGGCGACAUUUACAGCUGCACCGUGGAGCACUCGGCCCUGGAGACGCCUAAAACAAGGAUAUGGGCCUCUUUAUCCUCUUCUUGCUGUUGUUGGAGUUAACAGCAGGAGCGUUCUAUGGACAUGGCGUGGCCCGCUGCCUCUUCACUUCCACCGACGGCCAUGAUGCCACGUACCUGGAGCAGUACUACUUUAACAAGGUGUUAAUGUAACAUGUAAUAAAGUUCCACAAUGUUCCAUCAUGAAUCUAUGUGUUAUUGGGCCAGUACAACAGCUCUGUGGGCAAAAUGGUUGGCUACACAGAACAUUUAAAGUGGCUUAUAGAUCUGCUCAACGGCAAUGAAGAGUUUAUGGAUCUUCUGGUGUGGAAAACUAAACGUUGUGUAAAAAGUGUCCCACUGGUGAUGAAUGGCCUUCUGCACCCAGGUGACUAUGACACAGCAGAAUGUGAAACAUAAAAGCUGUAACAAAAAGAUAUUUAAUAGCUCAUCUUCAAAAAAAGUGCUCACAUACAGUAUUUAUAUGUAUACAUACUGUGUAUAUAUUUGUAUACGUUUAAUAUUUGAUAUAUCUUCCCUCUGUUUGUUUGUGAGCUGUGUAUUUCCUUGUAGUUGAGCCCUACGUCCUAUUGAGGUCAGUGAAGGCAGCCACCAGUGAACAUCCAGGCGUUCUCAUUUGCAGCGUGUACAACUUUUAUCCCUCAAACCUUAACACAAAAAUAAAGCAUGCAGGACGUUAUUAAGCGGAAAUAUCCAUCAAAGUUUAUGAUAAUUAUCAUUUCAGAGCCUGGUACUGACCC